CUGAAAAUAUGUUGAGUUUUUGAGUUGCUUGUGAUACGUGCACCUUUGAGAGCAAUCAUUACAUGGUAAACCUGGUAAACUUGCUGCAACUAAAACUCGUGGACAAUCAACUGGUCAGCAUAUUGAGAAUAGAAACAACUUGUACAAAAAGAGAGUGCAUAAUAUCAAGUUAUUUGUGAAGUAACAAGCCUACCGUAACACACCUUUUUCCCACAGCGUUUUCCAAAGGUUUGGUUUAUUYAUAAAGAGCAUAAAUGGAAUUUCUACAUCCAAGCGCAAUUAUCUUAAUGUUUUGUAUGUUUGAAGGAGUAGCUAGCACUGCACCAGAAAGUACUCAACUGUCUAGUAAUAGAAGCUCCAAUACCUUCCAACAAGGCGAUGUGGUGGCACUCAACUGCAGUUCAAUUGCCAACCCUGCCCAGUGUCAAGUCUUGUUUUAUCAAGGCAGUACGUUAUUGGCCAACGUCUCCAGUAACACUUGUUCUGCUACCCACGUAAUAACCAGCAUCCAAGGCUGCAAUCAUGAGACUCUUUCAUGCAUGGCAAGCAAUGCUGAUGGAGAUGGCCCAAAGAUUAACCUUACGGUAUAUGUUCAAGUGAAACCAAGAAUCCUGGUCAAUAGCAAAGCUGAUAACGACAUUACCGCCACUGAAGGCUCGAGCUUCGAUCUCACGUGCUCUGCAACAGGUUGUCCGACACCAAACGUUACUAAAUGGACAAAACAAGGUCAAACCCUAACAACAGGGCAAAACUCGACAUUAAAGCAUUCUUUUGCAACACUAAGUAGAAAUGAUUCUGGACAAUAUACUUGCACCGCUGACAAUGGAUUUGCGGGCGGCCCUUUCAAUAAAACGAUCACCCUUGAUGUACAAUACAAGCCCGAGCAAGCAAACAUUUCACUCAACAAAACAGCCGCUAUCUUCAACAAAGGCGACGUUGUCAAAGUGACGUGUCAAGCUCAAGCCCACCCUUCACGAUGCACCAUAUUUCUUUAUAGAGGAACCACUCUUCUUGAGAGCGCUAUAUCAGACAGCUGCACCCAUAUUUACGUGUUUCAAUUUGAAAGUUGCAGUCAGGAAAGUUUCAGGUGUUAUGCACGUAAUUCAGCUGGACAGGGACCCUGGGUAUCGCUCCAAAUAACGGCCCAAGCAAGUCCAGAAGUCUCUAUACUGGUCAACAGCGUUGCUAGCAAGAGGGUGGAUAUCGAAGAAGGCCAAGGUUUAACAAUUCAGUGUAAAGCGAAAGGUUGUCCUACACCGUCCAUGCAAUGGAGAAAAGGAGGCAUUGUGACCGAUAGUGGUUCUAGCAAUACACUGAUUCAUCAAUUCACUGGYGGUCUAAAGAAAGAAGACAUCGGCUCAUACACCUGUACGGCUGAAAACAUUCUUGGGCGCGCUUCCCCCAAAUCAAUUUUCGUUAACGUUACUUACAAACCAACUAUUACAUUAUCGACACUUUCCGUGACGCUGACCACGAACCAGAGACUUAACUUAACCUGUAAAGUUGAAGCUAAUCCUCCAGCAGUUCAAGUUGAAUGGACGAGGAAUGACACCAUUAUUGCUAGAAAAGAACAUUUGGUGUUAAAUGCGAGUGAUAGUCUGUCUGGGGAAUAUAAAUGCGUCGCCAGAAACUCGAUUGGAAUGUCAUCAAAGAAGACGGUAGUGAAGGCGGAAGCAUGUGCUAACCACAAGUGUCUUGGCAAGUCAACAUGCGUUAGGUCUAGAGGAACAACAUAUCAGUGUAACUGUAAUGAUGGCUUUAUUGGACAAUUCUGCGGCACUAAAGAUCCCAUUAGUGAAAAMUUUAGAGUUAUAAUAACGCUCACCUCAACUCCAUGGAGAAGUGAUUAUAGCAAUCCAUCAAGUAACGCCUUCAAAUCUCUGGAAAACAGAAUUUGUUCUGAGUUUCGAACAGUUUUCAAACGAUUUCAACUAUUUAUCCUGAGCUGUAAGGUUCUGUCUUUAAGAAAUGGAAGCGUCAUCUCUGAAGUGGAAUUGACGUUUAACGAAACUAAAUAUCAGAGCGAUGUCGUCAAAAGUCUACGUAACGCGACUAGCAAUAACACAUUAGGCAGCUUGGAAGUAUCAUCAACUGUGAACACCUUUGUCGUCUUGAAUCCUUGUAAAAUUCACCAAUGCAAAAACGAAGGAAAAUGCAUAUCGAUUGACGACGAUAGAGCAUACAAAUGCGAGUGUAAACAAUUCAGAACUGGGAGGUACUGCGAAAAUGGUAUUAGUUUUACAGCUGGUAUCGUUCUGAUCGUUCUUGCCUGCCUCGUAGUCCUAAUUAUCAUAAUCGCUAUCAUUAUUUACUGUUAUCGUCGAAUGGGAACCCACGCUUCGUUUCAAAAAGAACAAAAGCCUGUGGAAACAGAAUUGAAAUCAGUCCGAAGACGAGGGUCAGAAUAUCCAAAGGGAAUAAGCAAUGAGAGUUAUAUGGUAGUUGAGGACAACGAACGUUCAGGUAGCUACAACAUAGCGAAAGCUGCUGCGAGAAAUGGCGCCUUUGAGAAGAAAGGAGGAAACACUGUCCCUAGAGUCACUGUGAACGAAAAACCAGUAGACGUCUUUGAGGAUGAAGGUCCAAAGAAUACAAGCAAGAAUGCUAAGAUUUCGAAUGAUAGAGUCAGAUUUGAAGAAGCUGAAARGGCGAACUCUGCUCUCGAUGCUUCUUCUACUAAAGGUAUUGUGAAAGCAGAUGACGAUGUGAACACCGAAGUGGAAGAUUCUACAAGUACAAAUGGAGUAGCUGGAGAAGAAGUUGCAGUCAAAGAUGAGAAAACAAAACAAGAGACUGAGACUAAAGAUAUGGAUAGCAAUCUUGGAGAAGCAUUAUGGCAACAAUGCGAAGGAUAAAACUUGUAAUGUUGAAUCAGAUGAAGAAAAGAAAAUUGAUGAUAAAAACACCGAAGAGAAAGACCAGGACGKGAAUGAAAAAGAUGAGCUACUGAAAAGUGACGGAAAAUCUGGAACUGAGGAUGAAGAAUAAUUAGAUUUGUCAAUAAUUGAAGGCGAAAAACUGUUUUACUUAACUAGAAAUUAGCAAGAAAUAAUUUUGCAUCAAUGGAACGAUUUAAAAUUUCUCAAAGUCGGCACGUAUCCUGUGUUUUUCAAGAAAAGUGAAAUUCUGUAACGUUGAGUAUGUUUACAGAGAAGUYGAAUAGCAGUCGUAAAUACCAAGAACAUAAACACUUUGAGAAAGUCAAGGAAGCAACCUCCAGUUGCAUGUCUGGAUUGAGAAUGAUACUGGAAAAUCUAACAGUCAAAUUUUUAAUUUUAUAAUCAAAUAUUUACAGUUGAAUAACGGGAAUAUUUCACAAGUCCUUAGUUAGAAAAUAAUGAAAGAAGUAGCAUUUUAAACUUAAAAUUUUAAAGUAGUUUAUGUUAAAACUGGCGAGAAACUGUCUGACAAAUACACCUGCAUGCAUCUGUUUUCAAAUACUAUACACACACCUUGUUUUACACUUAUUUACAAAUAUUCAUCAAUGUAAAAAUUGUGGUUUAUAUAGAAUCGAUUUACUGUGACUGAUAUGUUCUCCAAUAAUACGGUCGCCAUCUUGUCUCCUGGCCAUCUGCGUGAUUGUUUGGCUUCUGGACAGGAGACUUGUUACCAUCUUGAAAUAUCAUGUAGAGUUGUACAGAAAAUGUUUAAUGUUUAAAUAUUGCUUUAAAAGAUCCAUCUUUUAUCUUCCUGUAUAACGUGAUUUUUUGUAAACAGUGAAAAAACAAACGACCAAAAACAAGAACAACAWAAAUUGGAAUCAAGAUGGCGACCGUAYUGGAAAUUUCAGUUCGAAAGUUAAACGUCGUCAACUACUUCGCAAUACGAAGCGCAUUUAAUUCGACAUUUAACAUAGAUCAGUAACACUGAUGAUUGAUAAAUCGGUCGAGCAAAUCUAAAAUAAAGACACUUUGACGUA
Exaiptasia diaphana is the source of this 3919-nucleotide messenger RNA. Its product is annotated as hemicentin-1. NCBI's taxonomy places the organism in Eukaryota, Metazoa, Cnidaria, Anthozoa, Actiniaria, Aiptasiidae. The transcript is spliced from 14 exons. The record is from RefSeq and is a predicted model, not a curated record. Bases 255 to 2855 code for a protein of 866 amino acids.